AUGGUCAAAACUGUGCGGAACACGGAUUGGCUGGAGCUGAUCUCGAACCUCCGUGCGGGCAACUUCCGGACCUCGGCAUCCCUGCCGCCGCCCGGAGGUGUCGGCAUGCGGCUGUUUGGAGAAAAAUGCACCAGCUGUGCAGGCCUCGUCUGGGACCGCUCGAAGUUGGACCUCUCCGAUGCGUUCAUUUGGCCCAGUGGCUACAUGGCGAAGACGGAGUUCAACAUCAACCACAAGGGCGAGCUUCUCAACGGACGAUCCUCUGCAUUGGUCACGAUCGAGCGCCUGAUCGAGUGCAACUCUCGCCGCCUGACAACGAAUGCAGACACGGGCGAGCUCCAGGAGAUUCCAAUCGGCUCGCCGUUGGCUUUCAACGAGAUCAACUGGCCCUGCACCGGCACAGAGGGCUUGGCGGCAGUCUUCGUCCGCUCCGUGGACGUCGACCAUCUGCUGCAUGCCUUGGGCGUGGUGGCUCUACUCGACCAUGCGCUCGGCUGCCAGUUGCCGCUGGUGCUGAUG
Symbiodinium sp. CCMP2456 is the source of this 519-nucleotide messenger RNA. The record is from the annotation of a GenBank genome assembly. Lineage: Eukaryota; Dinophyceae; Suessiales; Symbiodiniaceae.